Molecule: messenger RNA, 1287 nt
Organism: Symbiodinium sp. CCMP2592
Lineage: Eukaryota; Dinophyceae; Suessiales; Symbiodiniaceae
Source: the annotation of a GenBank genome assembly
AUGUGUGGACUACAACAUCCAGAUCCUGACCGAUGUUGCUUUAUUUGGGGCAGCUUCUGGGACAAGUACCGCCUCGUUCACGGGGACGAGGGCCGGUCCAAGAAGAAGAACCCAUUGCUUGUGAUCUCGGCCCACUCGAUUUUGGGGUUGGGCAGCGGUGUUCACUCGCAUCUUCAUGAUACUGAGCCCUACGACAAGCAAGAACUGAACUGGACGGGACACACUGCUGCAACUCGAUGGCUUCUUAGUGUGCUCCCACGGGCAAUGUACGACGACCAGCGAUCGGACAACUACCAGCUGCUUCUGAAGCAUUUGGUCGACGACAUGAAAGAGCUUUUUGAAACAGGUCUUGUGGAUCCGUUGACUGGCCACACCCACUACUUUUGCAUACUCAACAUCAUUGGAGACUGGCCAUUUCUGGCCAAGUCAUUCGAAUGGACCCGGACGUUUGGAAAUUCGGCCAAGAAGGCCACGGCCAAGAAGGCGCCGACAGGAAUCUGUCAUGCUUGUUGGGCGGACAAGCCCGGAUACCCGUUUGAGGAUUUCGAAAGCGCCGAGCCGAGAUGGAGGCAAACCCUCAACCGCGACGAUCCGUACAUUACCAAGCCGAUCCUCAUGGAGCUUCCCCACGAUCCCGCAGACCCAUCUGGUUUUGCAGGCCAAGACUACUUCCGCGGGUUUCAUCUAGGAGCCGGGAAAAUUUUCGUUUCUUCAGCGCUCGCCCUCCUUUCAGGUUUGUUCCCGGGUACGAGCUUUCCAGCACGCUUCAAAGCCAUGGAAACCGAUCUAUUCGGGUGGUGUGCUACAUACAAGCAGUAUCCGUAUAUCCGCAAGUUUACCAGGCAUACCAUCGGCUGGCCUCAUGCCACUGAGGCCCCUCUUGGAGGGUGGCACAAGGGCUCCACUACGUUGUGUCUUUUGCGCUGGUUCCUUUUCUGCUGUUCGCAGCGACGAGGCAGCAUCAUGAGCGGAUCUCUUCUUUACAUGUGCUGGGAGGCUGCUUGGGAGAUCGAUAUGUUCUUCUCAGGCAUCUACAGGCAGAAGAUUUGGAUUGAGGCAGAUACCGCCAAAGCUUUGGGACGUCGGGGCAUGCGUUUUCUUCAAUUGAAUGGACGGUGCGCUCAAGCAGCCUUUCGUCAAAAGCUUCCUUUCUUCCAGUACAUGCCGAAUCUACACAGGCUCCAUCAUCUGUUCUUCCAGUUGGUGGACCAGGCUCUCGAGAAGAGUCCACACGAGAUCCGUCAUACUGCGAGUGCUGCAAAGGACAUUGGAAUCUUCACAUGCUAG